Messenger RNA from Gongylonema pulchrum, 1686 nucleotides. Lineage: Eukaryota; Metazoa; Nematoda; Chromadorea; Rhabditida; Gongylonematidae. The record is from the annotation of a GenBank genome assembly.
UUGAAUUCACGCCUUUGUUUUAUUUCCAUUUAUUUUCAGAUAAUUGUUCCAGCAAAAAAUGUUGUGGAAGAUCUGAAGGCUGAAGAAGGCAACACGAAAAAACUUCUCGAAAACGUGAAGUAUCGUGUUGGCUGGGAGAAAUAUCAACGAGCGCAGAAGGAAAAAGAAGAUGCUGAAGUUGAAAGAGAACGAAUUGCAUAUGCCCAGAUUGAUUGGCACGAUUUUGUGGUGGUGCAAACUGUCGAUUUCCCGGUCAACGAUUCUGGAUCAAUUUUGCAGAUUGAAAAUGAAGAAGGAGAGAAAACGGAGCCACAGAAAGCCCCGUAUGAGGUGAAUCAGCCAGUGCCAGUGCCACCAUCUGAAGAAACUGUGGUGAUCCGAGAGUACGAUCCUAAGAAAUCUAUUGCUGCCAGAAAAGCGGCCGACAAAUGGAUCAUUUCGCCAUUAACUGGUGAACGGAUACCUGCCGACAAACUCCAGGAACAUAUGCGUUACAACACUGUGGACUCGCAGUACAAAGAGCAGCGUGAAAGUACGAAUAUUGGCAAAUUUGCUGAGCGUCGUACGGAUAUUUUUGGCCAUGGUGCUGAACAGACUAUUAUUGGCAAAAAGCUUGGUGAAGAAGAAGAGGCACCACGUGGGCCCGACCCGAAGCUUAUUUGGGACGGGCAACAGUCAACAAUCGAUCAAACAACAAAACUGGCGCAGCAGAGCGUUACACUUGAUCAGCAAAUUAAUGAAAUUCACAAGCAGCAUGGUUAUGUUGCGGAUCCAAGCAAGGAAAGAAUAGGGCCAGGUCCAGUUCCGCCGCCACCACCGCAGGCAUUACCUCCCACUACCACGGCAACAACAACGGCGGCAACCACCACAACAGCUGCAACACAACCGACCACUACGACUCCUAGCACCACCACGUCGGCUACAGCAACUCCAGCUGCACCUGUCCCGAAGCCACCGAUACCUGCUCCACCGCGAGCUCCAGUACCAGCGCCGCAGACUGCGCCACCAACUCUUCCACCAGCACAACCCGUUCGACCACCAGUCAUUCCUCAUUUGCCUCUCCGGCCACCUCCACCAGGAUUUCCGGCGAUGCCAUUCCCAGGCGCACCACCAAUGCCGCCAAUGCCACCGAUUCCGAUGCCUGCAAUGAGACCCCCAAUGGCUGUACCAAUUAUACCAGUUCCUGUAAUUCCGCCACAGCCACCAAUCCCUCCAGUCCGACCACCGGCUGUCCCAGUACCACCAGUGUCUACUGCUCAGCCAGCUGUACCGACCUCAGCUGCUGCCACCACACCAGCAACAACUGAAGCUAGCGCCACACCAGUACCGGCAGCAGCAGCAGCUUCUGCUGCUGACGAUGGUCCGCCAGCAGCCAAGAAAGCUCGAACCGAAGACGAUCUGGAGAGUGAGGAGGCAUGGUUGUCCAAGGUGACUGGCUCGAUCACCGUGUAUGUGCAGAUACCAGGAACUUCACCGAAUCCCGAAUGGAAGCUUGAUGGAAGACGUUUGAGUAUCGGCACACUAAAGAAUUUUGUGCAGGACGAGACUGGCCUGCCUGGUUCCAAGCAAAAACUGCUUUAUGAUGGAUUGUUCCUGAAAGACGCCUGCACUUUGGCGUAUUACAAUAUGAAUACUGACGCCAUAGUGCAGCUGCAGAUCAAAGAAAGAGGCGGAAAGAAAAAGUAG